CAAUAUGAACUCUCCUGAGGAGACGUCCGUUCCAGAAGAUGUAGAAGGUGGAGACCAAACCAAGAGUUUAAGCCUUGUCCCAAGACGUACUGAGAGCAGCGAGAGUGAAGGCAGUCUCCCGGGCCGCAGAAGCAUCGAGGUCCCGUUGGUGCCCCAGCUGGAAGUGUCAAAGCCCACGUCAGUGGUACUUUGGGCUGGCGGGCGCCUGCCGGAUUCCCUGGUGCCCAAGGAAGAGAGUCUAGAUUCCCCAGCCGAUGAGAAGGUAGUUGGUUUGGACUGCCACUCCCAACCCAGGGUAGAGACUGUAGCCACUGGGCAGCAGGUGACCAACUCAGAGGCACCAGGAGUCGGAGAACCAUCCCCAGAGGGCUUUUGUGCUGAGACUGAGCCAGGCUCCAGCAAGAGAGGCCUGCAGGCCUCAGGCUCCGAGGAAGCAAAGCCGGCCUCUGCUGCUACUCUCUUGCCCAAGGGACGGGAGCAAAGCAGGGCUUGGGUGACCCCGAGGAAAAGUGCCACUGGUAGGAUGGUGAUCGGCGGCGAGGAUACCCACUGUCCCACUUCUGAACCUGAGUUGACAGAUGAAUUAAAUGAGGUACAGACGAUGAGGGUGACCAUUUGCCUCAAAGAUGGGAGCCAGCCUAAGACCAGUGGCCCAUCAGAAACCGGAGACAUAGCCAGACACUCAAAUGUCCAGGCCAGGGACAGUUUCAUCCGGAUGCCCUCCUCCCUGCUGACCUCUACUACCCGAGGACUCACCUCUGGCAUGGAAAGGCAGGCCUCGAAGGAACUGGAAGCCUUUUCCUCUAAGAAAAAGCCAGGAGUCUUGUGGGGGAAGGGAGGAGCCAAGCCCAGCUAUCCAGAGGUUCCUGGGGUGGGUGGUCUGCCCAAGGCCAGUCCUAGAAAGAAGAUGAUGCCAAAGAAAAAACCCCUGUGGGAUACCUCAACAGUUACCCUGGGGAGAGCCUUCCAUCAAUGGGGUCAGAGAUUAAAGUCAGCUCCUGCAGAACCAGCCACCUUUCCCCCAAUCUCUGGUGUUGGGCUACCUGGGAAGUCCAAUAAAUGCUCACUGCUGCCUUUGAGACCCAAACAGUGCAAGAACUUCUACACUGGAAAGAGACCCGGGACAAAGAGGACAAGGGACUUGCAGUUGGUAGCCAAAGAAGACACUGAUUCAGCCAGAGAUCCCUGCUCACAGGUUCCGUUUCCAACACACAGGGCAGAGCCACCCUGCCAGAGUGGGCAUCAGGAAUUCAGCAGUGGGGAUAUAAACACCAGAAGCCUCCAGGACCCAGAAAAUUCUCAGUCCUUAGCCCUGAGCCAAAAAGGCACCAUGCCUAGAAGGUCUGCAGCCUCGGGUGACCAGGAACCACCUGUAGGUCCCUCACCCCUAGAUCCAGAGGUGCAGCAACUACCUGGAACACAGGGCUGCCCCCAUUGCCCAGAAUUACAGAGGGAAAUAGAAGACCUCAAAAAACAGCUGUCUGCCCUGCAGGCUGUCAAUGAGAAGUUCCAGGCACUUUCCAGUUAAACCCAAGGUGUGUCAAGCACACGCGACAAGCCGCUGGCAUCUGUGGAGCCCCAUGCUGCGGUCCAGCUACUUCCUUCCGGUUCUUCCCCAUGCUGCGGUCCAGCUACUUCCUUCCGGUUCUUCCUGUAGAUUCUUUCCUCUUUACCUCCCACCCCUUCCCCAGUUGACAGUAGUUCAAAGAGGUACUUCCUAGGAUGGAAAAUAAAAGUUUGUGAUAUAAAGUAAAUA
This is a messenger RNA of Peromyscus leucopus (white-footed mouse), 1756 nucleotides long. RefSeq lists its product as uncharacterized. The transcript has a single exon. Bases 5 to 1528 code for a protein of 507 amino acids. The record is from RefSeq and is a predicted model, not a curated record. NCBI's taxonomy places the organism in Eukaryota, Metazoa, Chordata, Mammalia, Rodentia, Cricetidae.